This is a messenger RNA of Macroventuria anomochaeta, 765 nucleotides long. RefSeq lists its product as uncharacterized. Gene Ontology annotation, molecular function: bis(5'-nucleosyl)-tetraphosphatase (asymmetrical) activity. The record is from RefSeq and is a predicted model, not a curated record. Gene Ontology annotation, biological process: AMP biosynthetic process; ATP biosynthetic process. The transcript has a single exon. Lineage: Eukaryota; Fungi; Ascomycota; Dothideomycetes; Pleosporales; Didymellaceae. The coding region runs from base 208 to 762 and encodes 184 amino acids.
CCUGCUACAGCGCUUACUGCAUCAAGAACGCCCUCAACCCUCCCGCACAACAUUUUCCUAAGCCUCCAGACCAGCCCAGGUAAAUUGCAACUCUUCGUUAGCGACUGCAAACAAUAGAUCUCUAAUCGUGAGCAUCCCUCGCUUUUCUUUUGAAGACUACAAUAACUUGAUAAGAAGAUAACGACGAUUGAGAUCUGAGAAAGCAUCAUGGCAUCCUCAAAACACCCCACUACCCAAUACGCCUCUGACAAAUUUGUCGAAUCUUGCGGCGCCAUACUAUUCGAUUUCGCAGAACGCAAGGUCUGCUUGGUCAAAUACAUCCCAACGAACGAAUGGUUGUUGCCUAAGGGCCGACGCAAUUGCGGCGAAGCUCGGGAGACGGCGGCGUUGAGGGAAGUGUUUGAGGAGACAGGAUAUAGAUGCAUUCUUCACCCGGUCACUAUGUCGACUCGCGCUCCACCGAAGGAUGAAAAGGGAGAUGUGGCAGAUGAAGCUCGAAUCGUCCCUAACCUUACUGAACCUUUCAUGUGCACAACUCGACUUUUGGGGGAAUUCAACAUAAAAUUCAUUUGGUGGUACAUCGCUGCACUUGACAAGAACGGUACAACCAAAUCUGAUGGAGAGGCCAAUUUCAUACCGGAGUUUUAUUCCUGGGAGGAAGCCCUAAAAACGAUCACGUUCGAAGACGACCGGCGCAUUCUAGAGAGAGCUAUUGAGUUGGUAAAUGUGAACCUUGCUGUUGGAGAUAUGCCCCUAGAAUAGGAC